CUUCUUCUCUUUCCUUUAUUUCUACAUUUCUCAAAACCUUCCUCUCGUACCUUUUGUUGUCUUUCUUGUUGAUUUUUGGAAUGCUAUUAGAACAAUCUCAAAAAGCAAAGAUUGUUUCUUUAAUCUUUUUGUUUUCAAGCUUGAUCAAUCAUGUGUCUGCUGAAGAAGAAGAAGAACAUGCUGUUGAUCCCACUUCUGGGGAGUUUUGGGGUCAAAUUAUUGCAAUCCUAGGCCUUGUGGUUCUCAGUGGUAUUGUAGCUGGUCUUACUUUAGGCUUGAUGUCUUUGGAUACAACUAAUCUUUCAAUCUUAAAACUUGCUGGUACUCCUCAGCAGCAAUAUUAUGCUUCUCGCAUUAUUCCCAUUCGUAAAAAUGGCCAUAUUCUCUUGGCUACCUUGCUCUUGACAAACACUGUUAUAAACGAAACAUUACCUAUCUUGUUUGACAGUAUCUUUAGCAAAGGUUUCAUCUCUGUGAUCGUCUCUACUGCUCUUUUAGUGUUGUUUGCUGAAAUUAUACCCCAAGCCAUUUUUUCAAAGCAUGGGCUCAAGAUUGGUGCCAUGUUUGCUGUUCCUGUUAAAGUUCUGAUUGGUAUCUGGUUCAUUAUCUCUUGGCCAAUUGCCAAAUUUUUGGAUCAUUUGUUAGGUACACAUACUGGUUUUACUUACAAUAUUCCAGAACUUGGUGCAUUGGUUGAACUUCAUGAUGAAACGAAGCAUGAUGAAGGAGUCUUGAAGCAUGAAACUGUCAAUUUUGUACAAAACGUACUGUCGAUGCAAAUCAGACCUGUCAGCCAAUUUGUCUCUCCCACAAGCAACAUGUUGAUGCUGCCUUCAGAUACCGUGGUCAGUUUUGAAAAGGCAUCUCAAUACAUCAGAGAUGGAUAUUCGCAUAUUUAUGUCUAUGUCAAAGAUACCAAGGAACAAAUUACUCAAGCUCAAGAUGAUUAUCAAAUUCAAGGUGUAUUAGAUCUAAAACAAUUUAUUGUUAUGCAAGGACAAGACUUGACGGAGCCUAUUGGUAAUAUGAAGCUAAAUUCUUUCUUGACAAGCUCUUCAAGAACAACCAUGAUUGAAGUGAUGAGCCAGCUAUUAAAAGACAAAAGCAAGAGUCAAGUCAUGUUGAUCUAUCGUACAGAGGGCGAUGUUAGAAAGAACGGAGAAGAGCGAGCUGAAAAGGCACGUGAAGCUGCAUCAAUCAAAGAAGCCGCAUUAAAGAAGCACAAAAAGAGUAUUUCAUGUAUGAUGAAGCAAUUGUUCAGCCGUCGUUGCCAUGUAUGCUACAGUUUCUCUAACUCUCAAUUCGUGUCUACUGCAUCGAUGGACCAACGAAUUGAAGAAGGAACGAUCCAUUCUACCAGUAGUGUUCCUACAACUAUUGAUGCUGAACUAGAGUUAGGUCUUUUGGGCGUGAUCACUGCUGCCGACAUUCUAAGCCAAUUGUCGUCUCAUGGCCCGCAUUUGAACUUUAGUCAUCAUGAGAAUGAAGUUACAGAAAAAUGAGUUACUUUGCUUAGCUUAUAAAGCAAUUAUAUUUUCUCGAUGCAUGUAAAUAUAAGUAUGUAGUAUUUUUAGUAAACCAAUAAACAGACACACUAUUUUAUUGCUAAGAA
This is a messenger RNA of Gilbertella persicaria, 1612 nucleotides long. RefSeq lists its product as uncharacterized. Gene Ontology annotation, cellular component: intracellular membrane-bounded organelle. Gene Ontology annotation, biological process: magnesium ion homeostasis. The record is from RefSeq and is a predicted model, not a curated record. The coding region runs from base 81 to 1502 and encodes 473 amino acids. The transcript is spliced from 7 exons. NCBI's taxonomy places the organism in Eukaryota, Fungi, Mucoromycota, Mucoromycetes, Mucorales, Choanephoraceae.